This is a messenger RNA of Danio rerio (zebrafish), 2727 nucleotides long. Lineage: Eukaryota; Metazoa; Chordata; Actinopteri; Cypriniformes; Danionidae. The record is from RefSeq and is a predicted model, not a curated record.
GUGGAAACCCCUGAUUAAUAAAGGGACUAAGCCGAAAAGAAAAUGAACAUUAAAGAAUUUGGUUCACCCAAUAAUCAACAUUUACUCUCUUUGUACUCUUCCUCAAGUGGUUCCAAACAUGUUUUUGAGUUUUGAAAACCGCUAACCAUUAACUUGAGGAAAGUCAAUGGUUACCGGUUUUCAGCAUUCUUCAAAAUACCUUCUUUUGUGUUCAACAGAAGAAAGACUUGUGAAGAAAUACAAGUAAAGGGAAGUAGGCUAACUAAUGACAGUUUUCAUUUUUGGGUGAACUGUAUUGUUCAUUGUUAUUUUUUAAUGUAGCCAAUAAACAAAUAAAUCUUAUUUUAAAGUGCUAAAUAAACAACGACAGGCCUGACACACACGAAAACACAUUUUAAUCGUCUGUUGUUUACGUUCUUUUUUAAUGGUCGUCUCCGCCAUCUUGUGGUCAUGCAGGGUAAAAUAACUUACGGUGACGUGUGUAAUGACGCGAAAAGGGGAAAUCGAAACUGAUAUGGGUUUCCCGAGUAAUGUUUAAAACCUGAUCGUAAAGCACAGUCUGCUGAAUAAAGCUCAGUAUUAAAACAACAUUGACAAGCAGUUCUGUCUACUUACAUCUCUUACAUCUGAGGAAGAGCUCGCUGAAAACACACGAGGCCACAAACAACUGUCGCUUCUGUUUGCAAGGUCCUGUCUAUUGAUGAAUGUUGUGCUGUAUAGUCUGACUGCAUCAUGACUCAAGCAAAACCGCUGUUCGUGCCCUGGUUGUAUGAACAAAUCCAGAGUGGACGUUAUCCUGGAGUAUGCUGGAAAAAUGAAGACUGUACCCAGUUCAGCAUUCCCUGGAAACACGCUUUGAGACAGGACUCCAACAGCGACGAUGUGCUCAUAUUCAAGGCGUGGGCUCAGACUAGCGCUGCUGGUGAUGGCAGAUUGAAUGGAGAUCCGUCUGUGUGGAAGAGAAACUUUCGCAGUGCUCUUCGCGCUAAAGGCUUCAAAAUGAUAUCUGACAAAAAGAAUGAUGGCGCCGAUCCACAUAAAGUCUAUCAGUUUCCCUCCGAUCCUCAUUCUGCAGCUUCAGGAUCUGAGGGCUCUCAAGAAACUGAUAUUUCACCACAUCUGUAUGUGGAUAAUGUGUUCACAGCAUCAUUUGAUUUGGACCAACAUUUAACUGGACUACACCUCCAGGACCCAUCAGCACGAGUCCAUAUCAUUUUGAAUCCAAAUGACUUAUAUGUGGAUCCAGGAACCCAGAUAUACGAUUUUCAAGCAGUGGUCCCUAUUGAAGCCAUAUCCUCCUCAGAUGAAGGUGCUGUCGGUGGUUUGGGACAGAUUUCGCCAACUGAGGGAGCGAUGGCUGUCAAUCACAUUUCUCGGGAAUAUCAACAGACUGCCACUCAACCACAUUUAGGAGCUGUACCUGAUCACACUGCCAUUCCUGAGCCAAAUCUGGCGACAUUUUUUCGGAUCAAGGUUUAUUAUAAAGGGAAAAUGGUGAUGGAGCAGUUGGUGGAGAACGACUCUGGUUUCAGACUGAUGUACCACAGAAACAUGGAUGAGUCAGGCCUGCAGGAUGGUGCGGGUCUCCCAGUGGUCACUCUUCCUCCAGCUGAAGGAAUGCCGGAUCAAAUGCAGACCAGGCUUACUAAUGAUAUUCUGGAUAAUCUGGGUGGUCUGGAGAUUCGGAGAUCAGACGGAGUGAUUCACGGUCACCGUUGGGGGUCCAGCAGGAUCUACUGGGGUCUGUGCAAGCAUGAAAGAAGCCAAACACCCAGAGAACUGUCCAAAAACACACCUCAACCCAUUUACCUCAUGAAAGAUUACAUUUCAGGUUUGAUGCAGUUUAUUCAGACAGGAGGUGAAUCUCCUUCUUGCACUCUUUACUUCUUCCUGGGGGAGAAGUGGCCAGACCCUAAAAUGAAGCCUUGGGAGAAGAAACUCAUCAUGAUUGAGGUUAAUCUGACCGCACUGGAGUUUUUGAAGUCUAUGGCUGUUGAACAAGGAGCGUCUUCACUGCAGUCAGACGAGCUGCAGCUUUCCCUGGAGCAAAUGAUGGAGCUCUGCUAAAAACAACCUCCUGGGUUAACCUGUUUACACUGUGGUGAGCGAAUCUGUGGUAAACCAUAUUUAUUCAAGGUGUGAGAAGCAGACUUUGGCUACAGGAGAUUAAUCAGUGGUUCAGUAGUUCAGUUUACUAGUUCAUAUACAGUUAAAAGCAAAAUGAUUCACCCUCCUGUCAAAUAUUUAUUCUUUUUCAAAGUGAUGUUUAAUGGAGCAAGGCAUUUUUCACAGUACUUACUACAAUAUUUCUUUAUGCUGGAAAAAAGUCUUAUUUUGUUUUAUUUUUUAAUCAUUUUUAAUAAUUUUAAUUUUAAUGAUAAUAAUUUUUUAAUAAUUUAAGUUUUAUUUUGAGUGAAAUAAAAUCUGUUUUUAAUUUUUAAAACACAUUUCAUGGUCAUUAUUAUUGGCCCCCCUAAACCAAUAUUUUAACAAUAAUAAAAAAAAAUCUAGUAGAACAUUGUGAUAAGAAAAUAUCCAUUUUUAAGUGUUUGCAUUCCCUCGCAAAACUGCACAAACACUUCCUGUUUACUUCAUUCUCCAGUAUUUUAUCAUCCUAUCCUGCUAUCGCCCUAUCAUUAAGUAUUUACUCAUAGUUCUCAUCUAUUUUUAAUCUUGAAAGCACGCUGAAAUGAAUAUAUAAAUGUCUGCAUUCACUUUCUUUCCAUU